AUGUCAAGUAUACCUCCCGACUCCGAACUUGGCUCAUCGCCGGCCCCGCCCUCGGUAUGCUCCCGAACAAAGUCUCAGCGUACCCUCGCCUGCGUGCUCUGCCAGCAGCGCAAGGUCAAAUGUGAUCGAAAAUUCCCUUGCUCCAAUUGCCUCAGGUUUAAGGCAGAGUGCGUUCCUGCGGCGCUGAAUCCGCGACAGCGAAAACGCCGCUUUCCUGAGCGGGACCUUCUGGAGCGGAUCCGCAAGUAUGAGGAUCUCCUCCGCCAGAACAAGAUCACGUUCGAACCACUCCACAAAAGCACAACUGGAAAUAAAAGACCCCCCAACGCAGCAGUUGAUCAUGAUUCGGAUGGUGAACUACCAGACUCGAUGAGCAUGGAUCAGUCAUCUCCCUCCACAUCCGAAACCCCUAAAGAAAUACAUGAGGCCAAGAAUUUUUGGCAUGCUCUGAGAACACAAGGUUUUCCACAAAAUGACAAUGAGAGGGAAUCCUCACAUGACGAAUUGAGCCUGGAUGGAGUCAAGAAGGCAUGGGAUCAACUAUUUGCUGAACAUGACAAUCUUCUUCUCUUUGGUUCGCGCAAGACGGCUGUCGAACUUUCUACUCUUCACCCUGAACCAGUCCAGCUAUUUCGGCUUUGGCAGAUCUAUCUGGACAAUGUCGAUCCUUUGCUCAAGGUUACACACACACCUAGUCUACAAAGCCGCAUUAUUGAAGUAGCCAGCAAUCUCGCUGGUGUUAGCUGCACUUUUGAGGCACUCCUGUUUGGCAUAUACUCCAUUGCUAUCAUGAGCAUUACAGCCGAUGAAUGUCAGACUGCAUUUAGAUCGUCAAGGGAAGAGCUCUUGGCCAAGUAUCAAUUUGGUUGCCAGCAAGCCCUGUUGAACUGCGGCUACCUGCGGACCGGCGAUCGCGAAUGUUUGACUGCGUUUUAUCUCUUCCUGGUCUCCAUUGGACGCAGCACAGAUCCUCGAUCUAUGUCCUCCAUGCUCGGCAUAGCGAUGCGCAUUGCACACCGUAUAGGGAUUCACAGCGAGGUGGUUUGCUCCAAGCAUACACCUCUCGAAGCCGAAAUGUGCAGGCGACUCUGGUGGUCAAUCAAACUCUUCGACACUCGCAUUGGUGAGCUAGCUGACUACAAAAACGUUGCGCUGGCUCCCACUUGGGACUGUAAAAUCCCUCUCAAUGUGAACGAUUCUGAUCUUCGACCUGAAAUGAAAGAACCCCCACUGGUUUUGAAUACAUCUAGUGAGGCACUUUUCGUCGUUGUGCGCAGUGAACUUCGCGAGUUUGUUCGCCAUGCUAAGUUUCAUUUUGACUACCACACUCCGAAUUUUGUCUCCGCCACCAAUGAUGCUCAGCGGCACUCUAAUCCCGAAAACAGUGAGCUUGACGCUUUGGAAAGGAUGAUCGAGGAUAAAUAUCUGAAGUUUUGCAACCCGGAAAAUCCACUUCAUUUCAUGACGAUCUGGACAACUCGGACUUACAUUGCGAAAUACAGACUUGUAGAGCAUUACUCAAAGCUUUUGGAGUCGUCUUCGGAUGUGACCGAGAGGCGGCGUGAUUUCGCUGUUUUCCAUGCCAUGGAGAUGCUUGAAGGAGAUACUAAGAUCAUGACUUCACCUCUUACCAAAGGGUUCAUUUGGCAUGUGAAUUUUCACUUCCCGCUCCCCGCAUAUAUCCACAUACUGCAAGACUUCAAGAGGCGACCGACUCACACGCAAGCUGAGAAGGCCUGGGAAGUUAUGAGUGACAACUUUGAUGCUAGAAUCAAUGUCCCUGAAGACAUUGACUGCCCACUCCUCAAAAUAUUUUCCAGGCUCGUUCUUCCGGCUUGGGAUGCAUAUAACGCGGCAUCCACACGGUUAGGAAAGCCUCCAGUACCUCCCAGGAUUGUAUCCUACAUCCGGGAUGACAUGGCCAGGAAAUCAGGGAACCCUCAAGAUGAAAGCCGUGAACAGGCCCUAUCCCACGACUCUAUCGGCAUAGAUAUCGAUGGCUCAACAAUGCCAAUGCCCAUGGGAUCUGGUAGCUACAGCUUACCAUACAGUGGAGGGCCGGAUGGAUUCGCAGGAGGAGGUCUUGGUCUUCCCGAGUACGCCCAGUCAGAUAUCGAUUUUAAUCAACUUGACUGGGCACUAAUGGACUGGGAGUCUAGUGGGCUUCCCAACUGGUGCAGCUGGUGA
Penicillium cinerascens is the source of this 2187-nucleotide messenger RNA. RefSeq lists its product as uncharacterized. Gene Ontology annotation, molecular function: zinc ion binding; DNA-binding transcription factor activity, RNA polymerase II-specific; DNA binding. The transcript has 3 exons. Lineage: Eukaryota; Fungi; Ascomycota; Eurotiomycetes; Eurotiales; Aspergillaceae. The record is from RefSeq and is a predicted model, not a curated record. Gene Ontology annotation, biological process: DNA-templated transcription; regulation of DNA-templated transcription. Bases 1 to 2187 code for a protein of 728 amino acids.